AUGAUACUAGCUCAUCACACCGUAGCCGGCAACGUCACCGACGCCGCGGCCCCGCCAUCCUCGGCAGCAGCGGCCCAGCUCCGCGUCCUGGUCACCGUCAGGGCCGAAUCCCCCGUCGACAGAAACUUCUACCAGGAGUAUGAGACGAGCCCGGGCUUUGACGUCACCGACGACCUGUGUAGCCGCCUGGUCGGCCGCAUCCACCACUGCGCCAGGGAGCUCAUCACCAGGUCCGACUCCAAGGCCACCGAGCCGCUCCGCUAUACCGCCCCGCACACCAAGCUCGCCAGGUACCGCCUCAUGUUCCGCAUCGACCGCAGAGGCGCGCCCUGGAGGGAGAUGCACUUCACCUCGUUCCAGGAGAAGACCAUGACGCUCCAGGCCGCUCACGAGGUCGUCCUCGAGACCGACCGCAUCGUCGGACUCUUCCUCCAGAGCCAUGACGCCGCCUUCCACUGGGCCCUGCCCUGCUUUGUUCAGCAGGAUCCUCUCGGCCACAAGAAGACGGCCCCGAGGAUCGGUGCCCAGCAGGACGCCCACUGCAUCCCCAGCUACGUCGACACCCCGGGCUACUCCAUCCACCUCAGCCUCCACACCCAGGGCCCGGGCUGCCCGGGCCACGACUGGUCUGUCAGGGUCGACAGCAGGCAGGGCACGCCCCUGACGCUGGACCGUGCGGAGGACCUCAUGUCCGAGGUCGGCGAGAUCAUGUACGAGGCCGUCAGGGCGAGGGAGGACGACUUUGCCGACAUGCACGAGAAGUGCGACGCUCUCGAGGGAACCCAUGGCUGCCGCCACGUCCAGCAGGGAGCCUUUGACCUCGAGGCCGCCGUGCGCAACAACUACGGCCCCGACUUUUCGCACCUGUCAACGCGGCACCGGACUUUCCGCCUGCUGAUUAACCACAGCCAUGCCGACGCCCUCGUUCGCAUCCUGCAGCAGGAGCUCGAGACGGCCCGUCACCGUUGCGACGCCGCCAUCAACAGUUCCGACGAGCUGGUCUUGAAGGUGCACGAGAUGCGCACCGAGGACUGGAAGCUUCGCCGGCCCCUUACAGUCACCCUGGGCCCCUCCAACCUCCACUCCCGCAAGACGGUCGAGCGUAUCCUCGAGCGUGUCGUGACCGGCACGACCGACGUUCUCAGCGGCCAUGGUAUCGCUGCUGUCGUGACGAUCCACAAGCGGGGACACCUCAUCCUGGACAGGACUAUCUGCAGCGGGGAAGACUCGGGACCGAGCGACCCGACUCUCUCCGACUCGGUCGACCGCAAGGUCCAAGCGCUCCGCUGCCGUCUGGGACAGCGUAUCCGGGACGACCUCACCAUGGUGCUCAAAGACACCAUCUCCUUGAGGACGCCGCUGCCGCUCCCGGAUAUCAACGUCGUCACCCCCAGUGACUGGGCCGCCAAUGACGACGGCCUUGACCGGGGCAACAAUUAUCUGCACAGAAUACUCUCCAAGGGUGACUCUUCCUCUUGCAUCUCGACUCCCAGCCUGGCAGAUACCGGUAGCAUCCAUCACCAUGAGGGAGUGGCGACGCCAGAUUCGGCCCUACGUCUGCCGCGGAACUACGAUGGCAUCGGCGUCGACGUCGACGGCGCCGAUCCCGAGGACUUUCAUCAGAGCCAAGACCACGUUGAGAGCGCGAGCAUCGGGACGGUGAUUCGCCACGCGGAGCCGUCGCUGAGAGCUGAGGUCGUGCUUCUCCCCGACCAGUGGAGCCGGGCACCUUCUAGCGAGCAUCUGCGCGGCGGGAAAGACCCUCGUCUCGCCUCUGAGGGGUCUAGCUUCACUUUCCAGAGCACUGAGACCACCAGGGCCCCCAGCGACAGCAUCCAUCCCCGCUCGGCCCUCGCAGGGCCUCUGCGAGAGCCCCAGAGGCAAGCAUACGGCGAUUCCCGGAUUCUCCUUCUCGGCGGAUCGGCUCAGAGGAAUGGCGCGCUGCAAGGUUUCGUCCCGCGCCGUGCCUGUACCUCGGCAGAAGCAGCACCCACCCAGAGCUUCGUCAAUGCGAGCGCAGUCUUCGACCAACGACCAAGAACCUCCCCGGCUGGCAGCUCCCCUCGCCCCCGUGGGCCGUCGGGAGACGGCAACGGCCUCCAUUCGAGGGAGAUCCUGCAGAACCAGCUCAAAAGAAAGAAGAGCAAUUCUAUUGCGGGGAGCCGUAUCCACGACGCGCCAGCCGUCGCCCGUUCAGCUACAGGCCGAAGAUAUACACUCCCAGCAACAGCCAUGGCUUUCACCGGCUCAUUCGGGCAUUCCCGAUGGGCACUGGAUUCCCGCUGA
This is a messenger RNA of Geosmithia morbida, 2286 nucleotides long. RefSeq lists its product as uncharacterized. Bases 1 to 2286 code for a protein of 761 amino acids. The record is from RefSeq and is a predicted model, not a curated record. Lineage: Eukaryota; Fungi; Ascomycota; Sordariomycetes; Hypocreales; Bionectriaceae. The transcript has 3 exons.